Messenger RNA from Paramisgurnus dabryanus, 2165 nucleotides. RefSeq names its product TSR2 ribosome maturation factor (gene tsr2). The record is from RefSeq and is a predicted model, not a curated record. Lineage: Eukaryota; Metazoa; Chordata; Actinopteri; Cypriniformes; Cobitidae.
UGUCGCUGAAGUCCGCGCUCGACUGAUCGUGUCUGCUCAUAUUAAUGAUGGCUCCGCUCGCUUCAUCAACACGUGAGAUAUUCACUGAAGCAGUUCGGGCGAUAUUGGAAGCCUGGUCGGUACUUCAAAUUGCAGUUGAUAAUGGUUUUGGUGGUGCUUACAGUCAGCAGAAGGCCGACUGGAUGGUGGAUGUGCUUCAGCAGUAUUUUCAUGACAAUGAUGACCUGCAGCAGUGUGAAGUGGAGGAUUUUAUCUCAGACCUGAUGAACAAUGAAUUUGAUACUAUGGUAGAUGAUGGCAGCUUACCACAGGUGGCACAGAAGGUGUGUUUGAUGUACCAGCUGUGUGAUCAGGGCAAACUGACCAAGGUUAGAGAGCAGAUCAGCCAGCUGGCACAGAAAAAAAACACUGGGCGGGCAAAAGCCACAGCUGUGAAAACACCAGCAGGUGAUGAUGAUGAGGAAGAGGACAAUGAUGAAGAGGCUAUGGAGUGUGAUGGAGCUAGCAAUGGACCAUCAGUCAGCAGCACAGCGGUGAAGCAACAGCCUCCUCCUCAGGUUAUGAAUAAUGAUGAAGAGGAUGAUGGAUGGACAGUUGUGUGCAGGAAAAAGUGACUUUAAAAAACAUAAAUGAGUAAAAACUGAUAGUUAAGGGCUUUUGUGCCACUCUGGAUUUUUGUGUGUGUGGUUACAGAUGUGUUGUGAAACCCACUAUAUGCUUCCACUGAUGGAUGUCCUGCCAUUCAGUCUGUGCAGAUUCAAAUGGGAUAUUAUUACCUCACAGCACCCGGUGGAGAGAUUUUUAAGAGUAUAAACUAAAUCAGUUUAAACACACGUUGGUUAUAGUUAAAUUUUAGCUGGUGAAAAGUCUAGUUUGCUUUACAAAGGUGCAUUAUUUAUAUGCAUUAUUUACUAUAAAAACAUGUUGACCUGAUUAUGUUUCCAAACUCCUGUAUGCCUCUUAUUUAUAACGCGCUGUUGUCGCCCUCUAGUGGUCAUAACAGGAACGGCAAGAGAAAUAUUGACAAUUGCAGUUACUGGGUUUUUAAUUGAUUAUUCUUUAUUCGAAAUGUACUUAAUAAUUUUUAUUUGAUGAAUCUUAAAGGACUCGUUUACCCAGAAAUGUAAAUUCUGUCAUUUACUGACCUUCAUGUCUAUUUAUUUUGUCCAAGGAAAACACACUGCAUGUAAUAUGUUUGGGUCAGUUUUCCAAGUCAAAAAGUGCAUAAGGACCAUAAGUUUCAUAUUUUCUGAUUUUAGUCUUUGAAGAUAAGGUUGUGCAGUUUGCUUGGUGUUGAUCAAGCAAUUUGUCAUUUUAAUUUUAUUACAAGUUUUUCAUAUGAUAGUUUUCUGUAUGCAUAGCACACGUCAAACAUGAUGAGAUGCACAAUGGAAAACGUGUAAGAAAAUUAUAAACAGAAACUCAUGCUUCAAAAAGGAUAGGUGAACAAGAUUAAAUAGUCCAAUGUCAUCAGUUUACUAAAAUUGUUGCCAAAGUUUUGUCUCCGUCAAUGAUGAAUACAGCAUAUAGCAUUAUAGUCAGAUAAUCCGCACUGCAAAAAUGAUUUUCAAGAAAAAAAAUCUUUGUAUUUUUGUCAAAUAUUAUAUAUUUUGUAAAAAUAUCUAAAAAGAAUCUUAAAUUAAGAUGCUUUUUCUUGAUAAGCAAAACGACCCAGGAAAAUAAGUCUAGUUUUUAGACCACAAAUAUUACAUUUAAGUGAUUUUGUGCAUAAAACAAGCAAAAAAUUCUGCCAAUGGGGUAAGCAAUUUUUUCUUGAAUUUUUUUUGAAUUUAGUGUUUAAGAAAAAUGUUCAAGAAUUUUUUGCUUGAAUUUGAUAUUUUUGUUCUAAAAACUAGACUUAUUUUCUUGAGUUGUCUUGCUUAUCAAGAAAAAUAAUUUUAAUUUAAGAAUUUUUAGAUAGUAUUUUUGUCUUGUUUUCAGUAAAAAUAAGACAAAAAUACCAAGAAAUUGUUUCUUGAAAAUCAUUUUUUGCAAUGUGUGCUUUUCACUUGAUUUUUAUUCAUACUCACUCCAUACAAAAAUAUCUUCCAUUCAUCACAGCUAUUUACAAAGCACAAAAUGUCUUCUAGCCCCAUACGGCAAAAUGUAUUUUUAAUAUAUUUUGUAGAAAGUAAUGAUCAAUUAAAUAUAUUUUUGAAUUUGAA